This is a messenger RNA of Bombus terrestris (buff-tailed bumblebee), 3026 nucleotides long. It is a transcript of the gene Wdr92, whose product is annotated as dynein axonemal assembly factor 10. Gene Ontology annotation, molecular function: ubiquitin binding. The coding region runs from base 376 to 1449 and encodes 357 amino acids. The transcript has 4 exons. The record is from RefSeq and is a predicted model, not a curated record. Lineage: Eukaryota; Metazoa; Arthropoda; Insecta; Hymenoptera; Apidae.
UAAUGAAGUUAAAAAUUUAAAGAAAUACGAUAAUUAAAAAUCUCUUUUUAGCAAAAUCUUAUUCGUUAAUAACUGAAAUACUUCCCUUCUCACUGUGUAUACGUUUAUUUCUCCCACCAUGAGAAGAUACGUGUUUAUAGUUCGGCCAUUGGCCACUAGAGGUCCCUAUUCCUAGUGCAUUUUUUGGCCAACAUUUUUGACAUUGCAUCAGCGAUCUCCUUACUCCGUACUCACUACUUCCUAUUUCCUACUCCCUAUUGAUCUGUGUUUAUGGACACUUCAAAUACUUCAGAUACAUCAAAAUAAUUGCUGCCACAGUCUCACAAAUUUUAGCUAAGAACCAAGUAGUCUUGUUGUGUAGUCAACUUCGAAAGCAUGGAUAAAUUUGAGAAACCACAGAUAAUUUGUCAUAUUGAGAAAUCGGUAAAUUAUUCCUUAUUCGACGCAAAAUGGAUUCCGUGCAGCGCAAAAUUUGUGGUUAUGGGCUCACGACCUCGUGGUAGCGGUAUUAUACAAAUCUAUGAAGUUUCUAGCGGCGAAUUAAAUCUUGUUAAAGAUAUCGAACGAUCUCAACCGAUAAAAUGCGGAACCUUUAAAGCGUCUAGCCUAAAAGACAGAUAUUUAGCAACUGGUGAUUUUCAGGGUAAAUUGAACAUCUACAACCUAGAAGACCCUUCGAUACCAAUUUAUACUACUGUUGCUCAUGAUCAGAUUAUAAACAGUAUCGAUGGUGUAGCUGGACAGAACAUCGGAUGCGGCGCACCGGAAUUAGUAACUGGCUCUAGGGAUGGAAGUGUUAAAGUCUGGGAUCCUAGAUUGAAAGGUCGGCCAGUUGCUGUAAUGGAACCUAAAGAGGGUGAAGAUCGUAGAGAUUGCUGGACAGUUGCAUUUGGGAAUUCAUACAAUUCUGAGGAAAGAGUUGUAGCUGCUGGUUAUGAUAAUGGAGAUGUAAAAAUGUUUGAUUUGAAAGCAAUGGCUGUUUUGUGGGAAAGUAAUCUUAAAAAUGGAGUUUGUAGCAUUGAAUUUGAUAGAAAGGAUAUUCCAAUGAAUAAAUUAGUAGCUACCACUUUGGAGUCAAAGUUUUAUUUGUUUGACUUAAAGACUCAGCAUCCUAAAAAAGGAUUUACUUAUCUAACUGAGAAGGCACAUAAUGCAACAGUAUGGUUAGUCAGACACUUGCCCCAAAAUCGUGAAAUAUUUGUUACUUGUGGUGGAGGAGGAAGCCUUUGUUUAUGGAAAUAUAAUUAUCCAGAGAAACGAAAAAUAGUAGACGUAGAUGGUAUUGCCCGCGGAAUCGUCGGUAAUCUAACUCUUUUACAAAACACUAUUGUUUCAUCACAACCUGUUAGUUCCCUAGACUGGAGUCCAGACAAACAGGGUUUGGCUGUUUGCACUGCGUUUGAUCAAUGUUUGAGGGUAAUUAUCACCACAAAACUUAAUACUUUUUAAGAAAAAAUAAAAAUUUAUGUUCUAAUUAAUUAUAAAAAAAUAAGAUAUUUAUAUUAUGUUAUUUAAUAUUAUUCAGUGUGAAACGUUCAUUAUUGCAAUAGAAAUAAGAUAGAACUGUAAAUAAACAUCAAUUAUCUUAUUUUAUAUAAUUUGACGAAAUAAAAUGAAUAAAAUAAAAAUUAAUAUUCUACAAAAUUUUUCAUUAAAUUCAAAUUAAAUUGUCUGGAAUUCUUGGUUGUCUAAGAGUCUAAAUUACCGACUGCGAAGGAAAUUUUCAUCACGAUGGCGACACUUGUCGUUCGUUAAAUAUCGAUUUUUGUCUCCGUAUACAUGUGCACGCGUUGCGCAACUUCGCGGUACGAACGACCAGAUGAAAGCGAAUUAUAUGUCAUCGGGCCAAUCUAUUUAGAAUCAAACCCUUAUUAAGUGGCAGCCAUCUUAUAGUGCAAUAUGUUAUGCAACAUCAGACCGCCAUGUUGAGGCGCGAGACGUACCCACGUCAAGUGGUACUUAUGCUACAUUGUUCGAGCCAGCCUCGGCCAGCUCACAUUCAGCCAUACAAGGUCAGGAAUACCGCGAGUUUAAUUACAUAAAUUAGUUCUUGGCUAUUCCCCCUUCUGCAACGUGUCUCUGUGAUACAUUCUUUUCGUUUCUUGCUCUCGUGUUCACUGAAGCUGCGCGCGUUUCGAUUGGAUCACGCAUUUAGUCUUGGCUCCGUCGUUCUCCAAAAUGGCGUCGUCCUGUACGCGCAGCAUCACAAAAAACAAGACAUAGAUUUUUUAAGAUUUGAUGAAUUUAUUAAAAAUUUCAUGUUAUGAACUAAAUAUUGUCUUUUAAUGGUUACUUUUAUAAAAGACAGGUGUGAGCAAAAAUAUUUUACUUCGUUGAAUCAGUUGCUCGCAAUUAGAGGAAUGCGGAAUUACGGGUCUUUAUAGUCUAAUUACAAGAACUGCUUAUAAUUAAUUCAACUGGUAACAAGGAGCAAAGCAGUUUAUUUAAAUAUGUACCAACUUAACUGGCCAAUCGCAGCGUUGUAAAGCUACUACAAAUUCGCCUGAGAAUUGUUAUGUUUUGUUUGUUUUCCAAGAAUUUAAUCAACAGUUAAUAAUCAUUUUAUUUAACAACUGUUUAAUUCUGGUAAUUUUUAUGGUAUUUUUAAUAAGAAUAAUUGGAUAGGUUGGGAGUUUAUAUUUAGAAGGUUAUUUUUUACGUGGAAAAAUACCUUUAUUAGUCAGCAUGUAUCUGAAAUUCGCAAUGGCAAUGACAAUGCUUAGUAAUGAUUCAUGAAUUGGAAAAUAUGAAUAGUGAUCGAUGAGCUAGAAAACAGAAUACAUAUUUCUUGUUUUACGUCAAUGUACUGUUUCCUCAAUUACUGCAAUAUACAAGAAAUUUCUUUCUGCAAUCAUAUCGACCAUUAAUAACUUUUAACAAUUCAAUCAUCUUUAUCCUAGAUUGAUUAAUAAUAACGUUCUCCUUGAAAAGAAUGGAUUUAAUAUACACACAUUUCCUAAAUCAAUAAUUGCGGCACGUGUAAUGCAGUUAGAACGCCAAUUUUUUCAUUAGUAGAUACAUAUGCU